This is a messenger RNA of Oryzias melastigma (Indian medaka), 1586 nucleotides long. Its product is annotated as STIP1 homology and U box-containing protein 1-like. The annotation marks the transcript as partial. Lineage: Eukaryota; Metazoa; Chordata; Actinopteri; Beloniformes; Adrianichthyidae. Gene Ontology annotation, molecular function: ubiquitin protein ligase activity; protein-folding chaperone binding. The transcript is spliced from 2 exons. Gene Ontology annotation, cellular component: Z disc; cytoplasm. Gene Ontology annotation, biological process: positive regulation of proteolysis; proteasome-mediated ubiquitin-dependent protein catabolic process; protein polyubiquitination. The record is from RefSeq and is a predicted model, not a curated record.
AUCUGCAUUGAAUCUUGCUGAAGAGGAAAAAAUAACUUUUUAUGUCACAAUUUGUUUGGUUUUAUUGUUUUUUCAGAAGCGUGAAAUCCCAGAUUAUCUUUGUGGAAAGAUCAGCUUUGAGCUGAUGAGGGAGCCCUGCAUCACACCAAGUGGAAUCACAUAUGAUCGCAAAGACAUCGAAGAGCACUUACAGCGAGUUGGACACUUUGACCCGGUCACCCGGAGCCCCCUGACCCAGGAUCAGCUGAUCCCCAACCUGGCUAUGAAGGAAGUGAUCGAUGCCUUUAUCCAGGAGAACGGUUGGGUGGAGGACUACUGAAAACAAAACAAAAAAACACCUCCCAUUUCUCCCUCAUGCCCUCCCCGCCUCGUACUCAACACAAAGCCUGAACUACUGACGGCUUCUGGAAACAGAUCACCCCUUGCCUGGAUAUGCAUCGUACACGAGCAGGAAAAGCCGCACUCUGGACUGCCUGAUGGGAGCCAUGUAUCUCGGUUUGCCUCCUCCCUGCAUUCAGUCUUUGCUGUAAAACUUCUCGCUGCAACUCUCCACGGCUCAGUGUUCAUAUGCUGCUCCCUUUAAGAGCCUUUCUUUCUCUGUCUUGUUUUUCAUUCUUUCCUGUUCGACUCUUCUGUAAUCAAACGUCUUCAGGCCUCUCUUGCACACUUCCUGCUCUUCUUUCCUUCUGUUUCUGAGUGCCACAGUUAUCGACAAGUUUCAAGUGUUACACGUAGAACACUAAUAUUAAAGAAAAAAGCAUAAAAAUGGAUCAUUUUUAGCUUUUGAUUUGGCCUUUUUUUCACUAAACAAUGUUUGUAUACGAGUUUUACAUCGAAAGCACAGGUUCAUCACAGUUUUACUGCAAGAUUUCUCAUGAACUCGACACAAUUUUCUUUCCUUUUCAUAUCAGACACCCCCAUAGCAGACAAUUCAAAUCAGCUGAAUGUAUAAAUGAUGUAUUCCAUAGAAUCUUUUUUUUAAAAAUAAUUCAAGGUGUUUUUGUAUUUGAUUCAUUUGAGGUCAUCAUUUAAAGCCUUGAACAGGAAGCGUGAUAAUGAAAUGCUGCAUAUAAAGAACGUUUUCAUGUUGCUGGGUUUACAUUCAAAUCUUUCAACCAGAUCAGACUCUGUCCCCCCCGCCAAAUCAAAGAAAUGCUGGAAGACUUCCGACCAUCUUUCAUCCAUACCUCAGUCCAAGUGUUUGUGUGCUGGAGCUCCAGCAUUUUCGGUUCCGUGCUUGUAGUCGGCCGGUUUUCCAGCUGAAGGUGUCUGUGGUUAAACGGGCUUGUUGGUUGUCGUUUGUUUUGGGGUGCAGACAUUGUACAUAAUUUUGCUGGUCUUACUCAAAACGUUAUUUCUUGAUGAUAUAGUUUCUUUUUUUCUGGAGAAAUCCUAAAGCUUGAGAAAUUGUAUUAAAUGUAGAUAUGUUGAUAACAGAAAUUCCGAUUCCAUUCAUUUGUCCCCGUUUAAGCAUAAAUUUGGGAGUAUGUAUGUUGUGAUGCUAGUGGAUCAUUAAAGGAGAUACAAAGAGUGAAUGGAACUCUACUGCUUAUUAGACAUUUAAUAAUAAAAGUUAUUGCAAAACU